AUGACGGAUUCUAAAGAUGCUGGAAUGAAUGCUGUUCAGAGACGCCUCAUGUAUGAGGACGAAUGCAUUCUUGUUGAUGAAACUGAUCGUGUUGUGGGGCAUGACAGCAAAUAUAAUUGUCAUCUGAUGGAAAAUAUCGAAGCUAAGAAUUUGCUUCACAGGGCUUUUAGUGUAUUUUUGUUCAACUCGAACUAUGAGUUGCUUCUCCAGCAAAGGUCGGACGCAAAGGUGACCUUCCCUCUCGUGUGGACAAACACAUGUUGCAGCCAUCCUCUGUACCGUGACUCAGAGCUUAUCGAGGAAAAUGCACUUGGUGUGAGGAACGCUGCGCAGAGAAAGCUUCUUGACGAGCUUGGUAUUGUAGCUGAAGAUGUACCAGUCGAUCAGUUCACUGCCUUGGGACGUAUGCUUUACAAGGCUCCUUCCGAUGGCAAAUGGGGAGAGCACGAACUUGACUACUUACUCUUCAUCGUGCGGGACGUGAAGGUUCAACCAAACCCGGACGAAGUAGCUGAUAUCAAGUAUGUGAGCCGGGAAGAGCUCAAGGAGCUGGUGAAGAAAGCAGAUGCAGGUGAGGAAGGUUUGAAACUGUCUCCAUGGUUUAGAUUGGUGGUGGACAAUUUCUUGAUGAAGUGGUGGGAUCAUGUGGAGAAAGGAACUUUGGCAGAAGCUAUAGACAUGAAGACCAUCCACAAACUCUGA
Molecule: messenger RNA, 702 nt
Organism: Microthlaspi erraticum
Lineage: Eukaryota; Viridiplantae; Streptophyta; Magnoliopsida; Brassicales; Brassicaceae
Source: the annotation of a GenBank genome assembly